Messenger RNA from Neltuma alba, 1748 nucleotides. RefSeq lists its product as uncharacterized. The transcript has 6 exons. Gene Ontology annotation, molecular function: 5'-nucleotidase activity. The coding region runs from base 559 to 1632 and encodes 357 amino acids. NCBI's taxonomy places the organism in Eukaryota, Viridiplantae, Streptophyta, Magnoliopsida, Fabales, Fabaceae. The record is from RefSeq and is a predicted model, not a curated record. Gene Ontology annotation, biological process: deoxyribonucleotide catabolic process.
AUGAGAAAAGUGCGAAGCCCCUUCUUUGGUUUGGAUUGUUCUGUUUUGACGCAUAUUAGGUUAGAUUUACGGGCUCUUCUGAAAAUUCUUCUCAAGCUGAACGCAUUUUGUCAGAUUUUUCCGUCAAAUUGGUGGAGGCGGACGCUCCAUACGAAACCUUCCUCGCCUGGGUACUUACUUGAUAGGAUCUGAGGUGUGACCACUAACAAGAGGUGAUUUCCCCCAACAGGGACAUGAUCGUAUUAAAAUCGGAGACUUGACAUUAUCCCCUAGUGGAAUUGGAUUGUCCUUUAUUUUAUUUGUAGUGCUUCUUUCAAUUAAGUUUCUGUCUGGAGGAUCCUCAUUGUCUCCUUUUGAGACUUUCUGAGGAAAGGUAGUCCGUGUUUGCUGUUUCUACGCAGCUGGUUCAGGAUUUGAUUGGGUUGAUUAGUUAUCCACAGAGACAAGAAAGCUCUUCACUUUUCGAAGCGAAUAUCACUUCUCUAUCAAAUAUAUUCACUUUUUUGGGUUGAUGGUGAUGCUGGAAUGUGAGAGUAAGGGUCUACUGUUGAUAGUAUUAUGCUUAAAUUAAGGGAUAGGCAAGGCCCUGCAGGCUUCUUGUAUUGGCAAGCUCUGAAUCGCCACCACCAUCGUCAACUCAUGGCCUAUUUGAUGCGCUAUGAACCUUCCUCCUUCUUCAACAAGGCCUUUUCUAAAAUCCCGGGUCUUUCCUCUGACUACAGUUCAUCCCCAUUUCUUCAGAAGCUAGUCUAUUCUAAAGUUUGUCGAGUUAACAGAAGCAUUUACACUGUUAAAGGUUGCUUCGACUCCAAUGUGUACAGUAACAGUGUUUUCCUCAAGACGAAAGCUCGCGGCUACACAUCUCUCCCUCACUCGCCUUUGUUAGCUGAUUUAGAGGAUAUUUCUAGUCGGAGUGAUGGUCUUGACGCAGCUGUUAUUGAUGUUGACAAUAGAUCGUCGUCUGCAAGUCCUGCUAAACCUCUUAGUUUCCAGGAUCACCGUUUGUCCCAAAAAUUUGUUGUUGCCGUUGACGUUGAUGAGGUAUUAGGCAACUUCCUGUCAGCUCUCAACCGGUUCAUUGCAGAUCGAUACUCAUCUAAUUAUUCAGUUUCUGAGUAUCACGUGUAUGAGUUUUUCAAGAUAUGGAACUGUUCACGAGAUGAAGCGGAUGUCCGUGUUCAUGAGUUUUUUAAGACGCAAUAUUUCAUGUCAGGAAUCCAGCCUAUCCCAGGUGCUCGGAAGGCCCUUGAGGAGUUAUCAACAUCUUGUAGCCUCUCAGUUGUAACGUCUCGGCAGAAUGCAAUCAAGGAUCACACAAUUGAGUGGAUAGAGGAGUAUUAUCCGGGACUCUUUCAGGAGAUUCACUUUGGGAAUCAUUUUGCUCUGGAUGGCUUGUCCAGACCCAAGUCAGAGAUUUGUAGGAGCAGGAGUUUAGGGGCUAAGGUUCUGAUUGAUGACAACCCAAGAUAUGCUGUGGAGUGCGCUGAAGCUGGAAUUCGGGUGCUGCUUUUUGAUUACCAGAAUUCAUAUCCUUGGUGUAACACUGAUGUGGCUGAUGGGCAUCCCCUCAUCACCAGAGUCACUAACUGGCAACAAGUGCAGCAGCAAUUUGUGUCAUUGUUAGCUUCAUAGUAUGUAUCCUCAUUCUUGCGUCUAAACUUCCUCAAGGAAGCCACAUGAUCACCAUCUUACGUAGCUCACCAAACAGCCCAUUUAUCUCAUUCAAGGAUCUCCAAAUCGUAAAACGA